GAGGAGGUGAGUCAAGUGGUGAGGAGGGUUGUGUUGGGUCUGCUGGGCCGUGGAGCUCUGGUGAGGGAUUUGUCUGGGCUGGGGACGCGGAAACUCCCUUACUCAGUCCGCCGUCACGAUCAGGUUCACACCACGGGGUGCUACUUCAUGGUGGCGUUCGAGUCUUCCAGCACGUCGCUCAUUCCCCUGCAGGAGGAGCUGUCGCGAGACGUCGACCUGAUCCGCUCCACCGUGCUGAGGUCGCGACCCCGUGACCCCGUGACCUCCAGCUGCCCGGGACGACCCCACGACCCCCACGACCUCACCGCCAGGCCGGGCCAGCUCAAGUGACCGCCGCUCGUCCACCCACUGAGUCACUCACUCAGUCACUCAGUCACUCACUUAGUCACUCACUCAGUCACUCACUUAGUCACUCACUCACUUAGUCAGUCACUCACUC
This is a messenger RNA of Petromyzon marinus (sea lamprey), 439 nucleotides long. The record is from RefSeq and is a predicted model, not a curated record. NCBI's taxonomy places the organism in Eukaryota, Metazoa, Chordata, Hyperoartia, Petromyzontiformes, Petromyzontidae.